This is a messenger RNA of Striga hermonthica, 894 nucleotides long. The record is from the annotation of a GenBank genome assembly. NCBI's taxonomy places the organism in Eukaryota, Viridiplantae, Streptophyta, Magnoliopsida, Lamiales, Orobanchaceae.
AUGACCGUGCCUGGACUACUACAUAGAUGGAUGAGUUGGGGUCGAGUGGGAAAAGCCGGAAUCCAAUUCCGGGUCCAGAUGCGUGGAUUCGAGCCGGAAAUCGCAGUCGGAUCACCGAAAUCCUUCACCGCGGCCCGCGACAAUGUUCCCGCGACCGCGUGUAACAAAAUCGUUGGAACUUGGAACAUUACUGGGUGCCUACCGGAAGUAGAGCUUCUAAUCGUUCGCGUGCUACUGAGCAAUAUGCAGAUUUUUGCCCGGCUUAUGUCUGGCAGAACACUAAAGCUCGAGGUGGAAUCUACGGAUACCAUUCGCAGUGUACAGAGCGAGAUUGAAUCCCUAGAAUGGAUCCAUACGUGUGACCAUGUUUUGCUUUUCGACGGUCGGCGGAUUGAUGGUUGCAAAACCUUAGCGGACUGCGGAAUUGGGAAAGAUUGUACUAUAGAUGUGAUGUUGAGUAUCCCGUCAAGAUGUGUAAUAUGUCGUGAGUAUAGGGAACUGAUUGAGAAGGUGGAAAGUCUUGAAGAGAUGCUCAAGUUGGCGAGGCCGAGAGAAAGCGGUACGACAGUGUUAUUGGAAGCAGAACGUGCUGCACACUCUCGCCUCCAGUCUAAAAUAGAUCUCAUUGCUCACAUGGAAUCUACGGAUACCAUUCACAGUGUUGAGAAAGAUGUGUUGCUGAGUCCCCCGUCAAGAUGUGUAUGUGUAUACUCCAAUGAGUAUAGGGGAUUGAGUAAGAAGGUGGAAAUUCUUGAAGGGAGGCUGAAGUUGGCGAGGCAGAGAGAAAGCCGUACGGCAAAGUUAUUGGAAGCAGAACGUGCUGCACACUCCCGCCUUCAGUCUAAAGUAGAUCUCAUGGCUCAGAUGUUCGAUGCCAUGCGUCGCCCUACCUGA